GCCGCCGCCAGCAGUGCCGCGGCCCCGCCCCCUCGCCCACGUCCUGCACGCCCGGCUCCUGCCUCAAUGGGGGGCGCUGCGUGGGCCUCCCCAAUGACACGAGGUCUUCUGGUCGCUUUAAGUAUAUCAUGGGUUCUUAUAUGGCAUUUCGUGAGGCGCAUAAAGAGGAGCAACGGCCACAGGCCCUCUGUAAAAGUCGUUUUCCGCUGCAGGUGCGUGUGUCCUGGAGGUUCGUGGGGCUCGCACUGCAAGGUCCUCUCGCGCACCUUCUUCGGGUCGGGAUGGGCGUGGGUGCAGCCCCUCCCCCCUUGCCUCCCUGCCGUCAUAUCGCUUCGGAUCCUCACUCUCCAUCCGCACAGCCUCCUGUUGUACUUGGGCCCUCUCACCACUCAGUCCAGAAGAAAAGACACUCCUUCGACACCCGCGCCCAUGGUGGCAGUUCAGCUGAUGGAUGGGCGCCCGCAGGUGCUGGUCGAGGGCGAGGCAGGUCCCGUCAAGCUGGAAAUCAGCACCCCGCUGCACGACGGCGAAUGGCACGUCAUCCACCUCCAGCUGGACUCUCGGGGCGUGGUCCUCAUGGUGGAUGUGUGCGGGCGGGGCUGGGAGGAAAGCGCCUCCGAGUCCCACUGCGUCGCGCGGGCGGCAUGGCCACGCGGGGGCGCCCUGGCCUCGUGGGCGAUGCCUGGGCCGAUGCAGCUGGGCGGCCUGGCGCACGACCUGCCCUCGCCCGAGGAGCUCGGCUGGAGCGAGGCGCCCACGACCCACCCGCUGGACGGCUGCGUCUCGCACCUCACCGUCAACGGUCAGGUGAGCGGACAAGCGUGGAAGUAG
Molecule: messenger RNA, 831 nt
Organism: Penaeus monodon (black tiger shrimp)
Lineage: Eukaryota; Metazoa; Arthropoda; Malacostraca; Decapoda; Penaeidae
Product: putative neural-cadherin 2
Exons: 2
Coding region: 67-831 (254 amino acids)
Source: RefSeq, a predicted model, not a curated record